Messenger RNA from Trichomonas vaginalis G3, 168 nucleotides. Its product is annotated as Ankyrin repeat family. Gene Ontology annotation, molecular function: protein binding. Bases 1 to 168 code for a protein of 55 amino acids. The transcript has a single exon. Lineage: Eukaryota; Parabasalia; Trichomonadida; Trichomonadidae. The record is from RefSeq and is a predicted model, not a curated record.
AUGUCUGAUGGAAAAAUUGCUCUUCAUCUUGCAUCAGAAAGAAAUUCUAAAGAAAUAAUCGAAGUUUUUCUUUCAUAUGGUGCAAAUUUCGAUGAAAAUGAUAAUGUUGGAAAAACCUCUCUUCAUUUUCCAAAAGUAUUGCCAAAACCGAGAUCUUUGUUUGAAUAA